[Candida] anglica is the source of this 661-nucleotide messenger RNA. The record is from the annotation of a GenBank genome assembly. NCBI's taxonomy places the organism in Eukaryota, Fungi, Ascomycota, Pichiomycetes, Serinales, Debaryomycetaceae.
AAUUUGGAUGAGCAUUAAAUAUUUAUCCAUUAGCAUAUCAUCCAAGUCAAUUAAUAAAUAGAAUCCAAGAUGUCUGCCAUUCUUUUUGAUGACAUGUUCAAUGUCGAGUCCGUGGACGCUGGUAAAUACAACAAGGUUGCCCGUAUAAAGGGACAAUCGUCUACUUCUAGAGACAUCAAGAUUGCAUUGGAUAUCAACAGUGAACUUUUCCCAGUUCGUGAAAAUGACUCCUUGACCAUUACAUUGGCCUCUUCUUUGGGUAAUGAAGCCUCCACCAUCACUUCCAACGGCUCUUGGAGACCUCCUAAGGGUGACGAAAGAUCGUUGGCUGAUGAUUACGACUAUGUUAUGUACGGAACUGUUUACAAGUUUGAAGAAAACUCUUCUUCUGACAACAUGUCUGUCUACAUUUCUUUCGGUGGUUUAUUGAUGUGUUUGGAAGGUGGUUACCGUUCUUUGUCCAACUUGAAGCAAGAAAACGCUUACAUUUUGAUUCGUCAUUACAAUGAUUAGAGAAUGGAAAUUAAAUAAUCAAGAAUCAGGGGAAGUUAAGGAGGGUUUAUCCCUUGAACUUAAUAAUUAGAAUGAGAGAGAAUUAAUCGGUGCUUCAGCAGGUUUAGUCAUCAUGUACAAUAUAUAAAAUAGUAAAAGAUAGAAGAUU